Tigriopus californicus is the source of this 2401-nucleotide messenger RNA. RefSeq lists its product as uncharacterized. The coding region runs from base 819 to 1832 and encodes 337 amino acids. The record is from RefSeq and is a predicted model, not a curated record. NCBI's taxonomy places the organism in Eukaryota, Metazoa, Arthropoda, Copepoda, Harpacticoida, Harpacticidae. The transcript has 3 exons.
AAAGCCUCGAGUUCAUGCAAAAAGCGCCAGUUUGCUAAUGAAUCUAUUCAAAGGAAGCCAAGGAUACCGGGAGUUGUGAAUUAUGGAACAACGAGAGUAGUGAGUGUUCCAACUUCCCAACCACGACAAAAAGGCGCCAAUGUGACACGCCUCCAAAGGGGAGGCAUGAACAAAACAACCACCAUCGGAGGUGAGAACGACGUGGAAUAUUGAGUGUCCAACGUGGUUCAAGGGGAGGUGGAAUUCGUACAAGUUUGGCGAGGACCCUUCUUGUAAAUUGGAACAAUAAGAACAUGGGAAAGGAAGCCCUUGAAGCCUGCCGUAUGGCAAGCUGGACGAAAAUGUCAUCAUUUGGUGAAUAAGAAGAAGGUUAGCCUAGCUAAAAAAGGAAGGGUUUCAAUCCUUGAAACGAGUGGAAUCUGGGAAAGCGGAACCUCCGUGGGACAGAAAGACGCAUUGGAACGUGGAACAUUUGACGGAACUCAAACUGCCUUGUGUUAACCUCGAGUGCAAUCAAGAAUCCAGAUCGCUCAUUGUUCCUGAAAGCUGGCUGCUUUUUUCCAUUGGUACGCCAAAACUGUUUUUUGUGACCCUCAUCAUGCAAUUACGAGAAGGAACUGUUUGGAAACUUCGCCCUAAAGUGAAACAAAACUUUGCCGUUUCGUUGUAAAUAAACGCUCGGUUGGGUCCCUCCCUGCUGACCAAUAAUUUCGAACUUUUAGGGAUUGAUUUGCCCUUCAAAGAACUCAUCCAACAAUCAAACUCAAGCUCCCAAAUCCACUCUCAAGUAAAAGGUUGCCUACACCUACAAUAGAAGCAUGAGUAAGAACAAAAUGUCUAUGUGUUACCCCUAUGGGAUGGGCGUAUCAUGCAUCUGUGAUAAUCGAGGACGAAUUUACAAAUGCUUUCCCAACCUGGAAAACAUCCCCACGGAUCACAAUCAUGACCCGAAUGGCGAAGCCAUGCUCAGUCGAGAUGAUCGGGCCGAAUCCGGACUUCUGGGCGACGAUAUGAGCGUGAUCGAUACGCUGACCGGAAACGCGGGUCGAGAUCGAGGCUUGGAUGAAAGGACUGAGAUCAUCCUGGCCGCCACAUUCCUAGUCCUCAUCAUACUCGCUUUCAUCAGUUUCGUAAUCUAUCGGUGUGAGAAGAAUUAUAUGCGGCGCAGACUUCAAGAGAGCUUCCACAUUUCGCCGUCGGGUGGCACGAUGAGCACACAUUUGGGUGGGCACAUUCCCUCGAUCUCGGUUUCCGUACAGACCGAGCCCAUGAUGACAACCCUCAAUGGAAAUGGUCACCUGGCCAAUCUGGCAAACACGGCGGAACUUUUGGUCAAUGGACAUUCCCAAGCUCGACCUAGCUAUAGCUCUGCCACUUUACCACACAAUGCUCACCUGGUAUCCUCUUUGGCUCAUCAGAACAGUCAUGACCUCGAGGACCACGAACCAAGUCGAAACCACAACGGUAAUGGGGCCGGAGCCAUUUGGACCAGCAUGAUGCACACUGCUCAAUCCUUCCGCGAUGUCCGCGAUGUCAUUGCCAUGAGCCACUCACGCGACAACACCUUGAAUCGGGAAGCGUUGCAUCACUCGAGAGAUGACGGAAUCUUGCGAGGAUCAUGUACGGCCGAAAACCUUCGCUCUCCAAGUGCUUUAGGCGGUACCAUGGGGCGUGUCAAUGGUCAUGUGGGUCAGCACAGCUCCGGGGAUCUCGUGGAUGACGACGCUCACACGGAAUAUGCAGAGAGUGACGUCAUGCUUGGCGGAAACGGAACCAGUAGCAGCAACGGAAGCGCCAGUGCUAACGGUGUUAACACUGGCCACAGAUAUUGACCCAGAGCUAGAUUGAACUUGUGUGGGGCGACACAAGACAAGUUGGUCAAUGUCCAAGCCUUGAUUCUGUUCGCCAAUGCCGACAUCUAGGGCUCCACCUUCGGCCAUUUGUAGGAAUAUUUCAUGACUUCCUGUGCGCGUACAUAGGUCUAGAGGGAAAUUACAAUCCCAUAUCCUACGUUGACACAAUGUUAGAGUGAGUUUAUAAAUAUUGACCGGGAUAUUGAAGUUGUGUCAGUUGUUUGACAGGGUGGGUGACCCAAAUAUUUAAAUUAGAAGGAAAUUGGGCUACCUGAAUCCAACCAUUUUGAGCAUUGAGAUGAUUCCAUCAUGGAAUUGAUCUCUUUGAUUAUUGGAUUGUUUUAUACCAAUGCAGUGGAAUGAUGAAAAUGAAACCUCUCCUUCAAUCUCGUUUGACUCUGUAGGAUUUUUUAUUUGCGCAUUCGCCCCAAUAUAGGCUUGACAAGUAUUACUAUGUGUGGUAUGUCAUUAUUGUUCUGGACCAUUUUUGAACUUGGGAGUACCAUAACAAUUUUCAGGAAUUUGAAAUACACUUAUAUUCGAAUCUA